GAGGCGGUGCUGGGGGGCUGGCUCGGGCGGCAGCGUCGGCAGCUGCGGAUGGGAGCGGGCCGGCUCGGCGCGCCUAUGGAGCGCCAGGGCAGGGCUGCCGCCACCUCAGCCGCUGCCGGCGAGUCGGCGUCCGCUGAUGCCGAAGCGCGGAGGCGGGAGCCGCUCAGGCGUCGGGCGAGUAGCGCGGCGCCGCCGGGGUCCGGGGCGGCGGAGGGCGUGAGACGGGAACGGCCUGGCUCUCUCAGCGGCACCGCCUCGGUCGUCCGCCCGCGCGGCGAGGGCCUCCGGAAGAGGCGGCCGCAUUUUCCAUGGUUUGGCUUGGAUAUUGGUGGAACCCUAGUAAAGCUGGUUUAUUUUGAACCUAAAGACAUCACUGCUGAAGAAGAAAAGGAGGAAGUGGAGAGUCUGAAAAGCAUUCGCAAGUACCUGACCUCCAAUGUGGCUUAUGGAUCCACAGGAAUCCGGGACGUGCACCUUGAGCUGAAGGACCUGACUCUGUGUGGACGCAAAGGCAAUCUGCACUUUAUACGCUUUCCCACUCAUGACAUGCCUGCUUUUAUUCAAAUGGGCAAAGAUAAAAACUUCUCGAGUCUCCACACUGUCUUUUGUGCCACUGGAGGCGGAUCAUACAAAUUUGAGCAGGAUUUUCUCACAAACAUUAACCAGGUCGUAUUUGUCGGCAAUUUCCUGAGAGUCAACACAAUCGCCAUGCGACUUCUGGCGUAUGCUCUGGAUUACUGGUCCAAGGGGCAGCUGAAAGCACUGUUUUCGGAGCACGAGGGUUAUUUUGGAGCCGUUGGUGCACUCCUUGAGCUAUUGAAGAUACCCUGACUGCUACUCAGAGGACUUCCUGAAACCUACCACAGGGGCAUCUAUGGACCUUUUUUUUUCUUUUUCUUUUUAAGAGACGUUUUAUGAUCGUGUACUACCCAAAUCAGAGCAAGAAACAAAUGUAUUUUUCUAAGUCAUCAAGAUAAAUUCUUAAAAUUUUAUCUAAUCUGGCAACCAGUAAAGAAUUUCUUUCUUUCCCUGUGUAGACAGUAUGAAGAUUUGCUGCUUAUAAGCUGCUGUUAUAUGUGCUAGUACAUGCCUUUAAUCCCAGCACUUGGGAGGCAGAGGCAGGAGGAUCUUUGUGAGUUCAAGGCCAACCUGGUCUACAAGAGCUAGUUCCAGGACAGGCUCCAAAGCUAGAGAAACCCUGUCUCAAAAACAAAACAACACAACAACAAAAUAAGCUGCUGUUCUUCAGAUCAGCACUAUUAACUCCAAGGUGCUUUGAACUCCCAAUAUCAGCUGCUAUGUAUGCAGUGGAGAGCUGUCUGUACUUCUCAGCAGCAGGUGACAGCUUAUCCUGGUGAAAUGUGUGUUAGAAUCUAACCAAUGGCUGGAUGUAUGUAGGUGAGCCAGGAGGUGCUGAGGGUUGGUUUCAGAGUACCUGGUUUUGAUAAUCCCCAGAGCAUGAGGGCAUUUGAAGAAGAGACCAAGUAGAGGAUGUGAAUAUAGGUGGGAAUGUGAGGAGUCAGUGAAUCCCCAGAACAUGAGAAAAGAGAUAGUAGUGAAGGAACAGGCUGUAGGGAAAACAACCUGAGGUAAAAGGUCCUGGGGGUCAGAGAGCAAAGUGCUCAACAGGUACUUGAUAGAAGGCAUAGAAGAGUUGGUUGCAAGGUUGCCGUGGUGAAGCCAUGGGCUGGAGCUGGGCAGCAGAGAGCUGCUCACUGCUUUGUGUUAGCAGAGGAAAGCAGCUACGUUUACAGAACUUUGAGUGUUAAGGUUGGGGCAAGUACUAGGAGUGUUGCGUACUAUCCAAGGACAAAGCUAUACAUCAAGUCACCCCAAGUGACUAGUCACAGUAGGAAUGGAUGGUGUGGUCUGGCUUCUUGCUGUCACUGAGACCUGAUGUGAUUUCCCCACCUUACCCCAUGUUGAAGGAGGAUAGGUCAGAGGUUGUUCAGUCUAUCCGUUUCAUGCUCACCGUUUCAGGUACAUAUUACAAAGUAUUUCAAAAUCUGCCCUUUAUUUACAUGUGUUUGGGUCAAUUACAUGCAUGUUUUAUUUUUUUAACAAGUGAUUAGCAAAAAAAUGCAUUAAAGUUUUAAAAUAGCAAUUAAAUAUACAAAAAUAUAGCUUACAAAAACCAAUAUUUAAAAAUAUUCUGCUGCAGAAUUCUUAGUGUACAAACAGUCUAUGAAACCUGAGGCUCAGCAUUUCAUAAACCUUUUUGAGGGAGUUAUAUCUAGUAAAUAAGCCCCAAAGGGCUAAACUACAAGACUAAAGUGCCACUCCCCUACUUUCCUGGCAAUGACUUGUCAAGAGACCCAGAGGUACCAGUUCCAGGCCAUCACCAGGAAGAUGUCCUGCUUCUCCACAUCAGCCAGGCUGGAGUGGAGUAGGUGGUGCUGAGGUUUCAACCGUGCAAGUCCCUUAACACUGGUGGGUCCAUGUUCUUAGCUAUAUCGUGCCUUUGAAACAGCAAGGGUGUUCUCCCUGACCGUGUGAACAAAGGAACUAAGACUGGAUACUUGCUUAGUCUAACUAGAAUAAAAGCAUCUUGAAGCAAUUUGAGUUCUAAAAGCUGAACUUGAAAACGGGCUAGUGUUUGACUCAAUUAGUGUACCCAAGUCUGUUAAUUUUAUUAAAAAGCUUUUACUUGGCAUUUCAGGUCCUCAUCUCUAAGAUUUAGUUAGAUACUGUGAUGCUUCCAUUUUCAGUAAUUUUUUUAAAAAAUUGACUUUUAUGUGUAUAAGUUGGCUUGAAUGUAUGUGUGUGUACACCUGGCGUCUCAAAUGCCAGAAGAGAUCUCCAGGAAUUGAAACUGAGCCACCACGUGGGUGUUGGGAACUGAACCUGGGUCCUUUGGAAGAUGAGCAUCUGCUCUUAAGCAAUUAGCCAGGCUAGAGGUUGCAUGAAGGAUGAGUUCAUCUUGGGUGAGCACAGGGACACUUUACUCACUGGGCUGUGCUUGGGCAGGGGAACAGGUGGGUGAGUGAGUGGGGAAGAACUUUGGGUGGUGGAUGCUGAAGAGCAAGGCACAUGUCUGCUCUCCCUUAUGGUUGCCUAGAGGAGGCUGCUUUAAUUUUUACCUUAGGAGAUGGCAAAAAUGAACUUAGGAGUGAUUUCUGUUAAUCAGAAAGUUGGGUGAGGGGAGCAUUUUUGUAGGAAGCAUUUGCUUCUGUGGUGUCUCAUUUGUAGACACUU
Microtus ochrogaster (prairie vole) is the source of this 3195-nucleotide messenger RNA. It is a transcript of the gene Pank2, whose product is annotated as pantothenate kinase 2. Bases 49 to 831 code for a protein of 260 amino acids. Gene Ontology annotation, cellular component: cytosol; nucleus. Gene Ontology annotation, biological process: coenzyme A biosynthetic process. The record is from RefSeq and is a predicted model, not a curated record. NCBI's taxonomy places the organism in Eukaryota, Metazoa, Chordata, Mammalia, Rodentia, Cricetidae. Gene Ontology annotation, molecular function: pantothenate kinase activity; ATP binding. The transcript has 4 exons.